UCGGCGUCACGUGACCACACCCGGAAGUAAAUCUUCUCUCGUUUCACUAGACUGCCAUUGCGCAGAAUUGCGUUUGUUUACGCAUUAAAUUAAUUACGGGGUUUUGUUUUUUUUAUUCUUUUGCAAAGUGAAGAUGCAGAGCUACGACAAGGCGUCUCUCAGCUCGAGGUCUGGCCCUGUGACAGACAGCAGAGGGAAUGAUGGAUCGUUAUUAGCAGUACUGAAGACUUUGCUGUUUUUCACCAUCCUGAUGAUCACUCUGCCCAUCGGACUCUACUUCACUUCUAAAAAAUAUUUGUUUGAAGGAUCUCUGGGUUACUCCAGCAAUGACAGCUACUUCUACGCCGCCAUCUUGGCCGUGGUGGCCGUGCACGUGGUCCUGGCGCUGUUUGUUUACGUGGCCUGGAACGAGGGAUCGCGGCAGUCGAGGGAAGGAAAGCAGGACUGAGGGAGAGGAAAAAGGAUUAGGAGAGGUAGAGAGAGAGAGUGAGAGAGAGAGAGAGAAAAACCAGGUUUUUGAUUCUGUUAAAAAAUGAGAGAGAGAGAGAAACACACACACACACAAGUGAAACACACACGAGACUUCUGAUGCAGUGAAAACACAUGUACUGUAUGCGUGUACCUACGAGGUCAGAGGUCACCAUGAAGCCUGAGGAGUGUGUAUAGUGUGUUGUAGAAAAUGUAGAAGGUUUAAGCGUUCCUCUGAGGAAAGCUUUAGGGUUCUGUGUAAAAUUCUGUGUAAACACUUUCCUUAUCCUAAAGAGUUCAAAGUAGAACCGUUUUUUAGAGGCUAAGAGAACCCUUAAUUAUCCAGUGAACCCUUAAAGAACCAUUUUUUCUAACAGGUUCUAGAGAUUAAAACACAGCAUUGAGCAGGUAGCUUCUCCGUGCACUUAGGUAAUGGGUUCUUUAAAAGCUUAAAGGUCUUUGGAUAAAUAAGAGCUCCAGUAAGAACCCGCUGUGUUGUACAGUUCUGCGUAGAACCUUUUAAAGCUUUCCUCAGAGGAGCAACUGCAGAAUCCUUUCAUGCUUCGAAACUUGGACGAGUGUAGUUCAGGAACCUUGGAAUGAAAAAUCAGAAAGAAAAAAAAAAAUCCAGUAUGACAGUUUUUGUUAUCUCAGUACAGCUUGUCCUGUUUAUA
This is a messenger RNA of Pangasianodon hypophthalmus (striped catfish), 1142 nucleotides long. RefSeq names its product vacuolar ATPase assembly factor VMA21 (gene vma21). Gene Ontology annotation, cellular component: endoplasmic reticulum membrane. The record is from RefSeq and is a predicted model, not a curated record. NCBI's taxonomy places the organism in Eukaryota, Metazoa, Chordata, Actinopteri, Siluriformes, Pangasiidae. Gene Ontology annotation, biological process: vacuolar proton-transporting V-type ATPase complex assembly.